CUGGCCUCCUAAUCCUCUCUCGCUCUGAAGCUGAUAUCUAGGCUAUCUUUGAAACCCUUUGUCGGAGUUGGACAUAGACUCUGAGUGUCCAACAUGUCAUCAACUACCAAAGCAUCCAGGAUUGGUGAAGAAUUAUGGAAAACAAGAGUCGAUAAAGUCAAUGCGGAACUGGUCACUUUGACAUACGGAACAAUUGUCGCACAACUCUGUCAGGACUAUGAUGGAAAUUACCCGGAAGUCAACAAGCAGUUGGAAAAAAUGGGCUACAACAUCGGAAUGCGGCUUAUCGAGGAUUUUUUGGCGAAGUCGAAUGUAGGCCGGUGCGCUAAUUUCCGGGAAACAGCAGACAUGAUCGCUAAGGUCGGCUUUCGGAUAUUCCUUAAUAUCGCGCCCACUGUAACCAAUUGGACAAGCGACAACAAUCAAUUUUCACUGGUGUUUGACGAAAACCCGCUGGCAGACUUCGUUGAAUUACCGGACGAUGGGCGGGCCCAAGAUGAGCUCUGGUUCUCAAAUAUUCUAUGUGGUGUUUUACGUGGGGCUUUGGAGAUGGUACAAAUGCAGGUUGAGGCGCAUUUUGUAAGCGAUGUACUGCGCGGAGACGACACCACGGAAAUGCGCGUAUCACUUAUAAGGUACAUCGAGGACGAGAUGCCUCCUGAAGAGGAGUAGACGCGGCAGCAAAUUCGGCG
Aspergillus saccharolyticus JOP 1030-1 is the source of this 692-nucleotide messenger RNA. Its product is annotated as TRAPP complex core subunit BET3. Gene Ontology annotation, cellular component: cis-Golgi network membrane; cytosol; TRAPP complex. Lineage: Eukaryota; Fungi; Ascomycota; Eurotiomycetes; Eurotiales; Aspergillaceae. Gene Ontology annotation, biological process: endoplasmic reticulum to Golgi vesicle-mediated transport; intra-Golgi vesicle-mediated transport. The coding region runs from base 94 to 672 and encodes 192 amino acids. The transcript is spliced from 5 exons. The record is from RefSeq and is a predicted model, not a curated record.